AUGAACCCUCCACCACACUCAGUAGCCUCUCUACAGAUGGCUCCUGUCUUAAAGCCUCCCUCUGACCCAGAGACAGUGAGUCUGACAGAGUCGCUUAUAUUGAAAUUCCAACACGAGCUCAACAAAAGCGACGCACACGGCCAUGACGACGCCGGCCAGUCUGCCAAGCGGCGCGUGCGGGACAUAGUGCGACGGUCGCCGCGAAAACGCGCCGAUCGGCCUUCUUCCAGAGCUCGAUUCCAGUCUCUUUUCAGCAAGAAAAACAAGAAGAGCCACCAGGAACUAUCUGAGGAAUUGGGCGAGGAUGAGCGCAGCACCCUGUUUUCGCAUCCGUCGGCGAAAAUUACGCUUUACGAGUUGUCGCGAAUAAACGAGUCUGCGACCGACCAAUUUCAGCCAGGACGAAGCGGGAACAUUCUUGGCCAUGGACAGUUUGAAAUUUACCAGAUUCAAAACAAGAGCAUCACCUAUUUGUCAUGCGGCUCGGUUGUUUAUCCGAUCAUGCCACGGCUCAAGGUGCUGAAAAUCAGUGCAAGCUCGUUCAUCAUCCCAUUGUACAACCCCGAGCGAUAUUGGAAGAUCACGUUAUUCACCGAGGAUGCAGCAACCAUAGCGCAACUGGACUCAGUUUUCAGGGGGAUUUGCCAUUUUUGUACCAUGUGUGAUCCACCGGAUGCAGAGGAAGCGGCUGAGCAGCCAAGCGAACAGCCUGUUGAGGAUAAUGUGCCGUCCGAGCCGCUGAGUCCGUCGCAUUCGAUGUCCUCAUUGAACUCAACAAUAGCGUGUUUCAAUUUGGGCAAAGACAUCGAAACAAGCGAGGCCGAUUUUUUGAAACACCCAACGCCGAUCAAGCUAAAAUCCGUGUCGUCGUCUUUGGACUCUGUUCUGGAUCGGUUCCAGCUGGACUCUGACGAGGAGGACAAAGACGACAAACUGGAGAAGGCAACGACAGACGAGAACGAGUCUACAGUCAAUUCCAGCACCAUUAUGUCUUUUGAAGGCGACGGCAGGGCUCGCACACUCAACAAAAGGUACUCGUUGACGUUCAAAGAGUGCGAUGUCAGCAUUUCAAGCUUGGACUUCGACAUGGGUUUUUUGAAAGAGGAGGACGAAACCGGCGAGAAAAACGGAGCUAGCAUCCUGAAGGGCUCGCGCUCGAUGCAGCUUCUGAAGCCCGCUUCUGCCAGACCCUGGAGCACGCGAGUGUUUGGGUGGUGA
Messenger RNA from Ogataea parapolymorpha DL-1, 1218 nucleotides. RefSeq lists its product as uncharacterized. The transcript has a single exon. The record is from RefSeq and is a predicted model, not a curated record. Lineage: Eukaryota; Fungi; Ascomycota; Pichiomycetes; Pichiales; Pichiaceae. Gene Ontology annotation, biological process: peroxisome inheritance. The coding region runs from base 1 to 1218 and encodes 405 amino acids. Gene Ontology annotation, cellular component: extrinsic component of intraperoxisomal membrane.